GUUACGUAAAAGUUUUGAAAUUUAAAAUGGUAUAUAGGAUAAAAAAUAAUCCUGAGUCAAUUGGAUUAACUAGUCUAACAGCCCUUUUCAGGGAGGAGGGGGGCUGGGAUAGAAUUAUCCAAUGCCCUGAUUGAUUUAGUUACAGGGGGAAACAAGAGUGCCAGUUUCUGGAGCCAUUUCAAUGGAACACAGAUGUCCUUGAGUUGGUCUCAUAAGAGGCUCCACCUACCGCUGUUUCCUUAUCAACUGCUUUACCAUUGUGUUAACUCAUUGGCUGAAUUAAGAAGACCUGGGAGGAGAUAAAGCCUUAGCCAAUCAUUUGCACAGAUCUACCGUAGAUAUACUAGAUAAGCUAGCUCAUUAAGGUGGGAAAAAGUGUGACCAACAUUCCAGUGAAAGAAAUGGUAUGCUGUUCGGAAAAAUAAGACUUAGAUUUAUGGGAGAUAAAACCAAACCGUCAUUCUAAAAAGUGCCAUUAUUACAUACAAACCGAUGGUCACAAGAAGUUUCCGUUUCUCUUAGUACAACUGGGAGAAUUUCUUGACCAAGUCCUCUGACAGAAUUGCAUCUUGAUAAUGUCCAGACAGAAGUAACACUAUGGUCCUUUAUUACGAUAAUCACUACGCUAUGUUUCCUGCACCGUCUCAUCAGGCGACCUUUAACUCAUAUCCAUGUUCUUCAAAUCCAAUUCAACAGGUUUCAAUGGCACAGUGUGGGCCUGGUCAACAGGGUUAUGAUCUGGAAUGUCCAAUGUCUGAAGCCAUGCUUCAACAGGGCUGGCAUUCUCCGUUUUACCCAAAUUCUAGCACUAACGGCAGCUCGUGUGCUCAUAUGACCACAAACCCAAACUAUUAUGAAGAAUGGCCUCAGUCGCAAGGUUCGUUAUCUAAUUCUAGUCCUUGUUCCAAUGUAUGCAUGCCAGUAAACUUAUCUCCGACUGCCAGUCAACAGUGUAAUUUCAGGCUUCCUACCUACAGACAACAAGAUAUUUUGUCUAACUCUCAAGGAACAGUAAGUUUGACAGAAGUGGUUUAUUCCAGUGACAACGGAGUUACAGUAUCGACGGACGAGUCCCUGUCCGCAAGCUCUGGAAUCAGCGUUAAUAUAGUUCCGUCACCGGCUAGUCGCUACCAGUCUCGACUACAACCUGCACAUAGUCCGUACGAGUGGAUGAAGCGACCGUCCUGCCAACAAUCAGACCAAUUACACCCAGUAAAAACCAGGACUAAAGAGAAAUACCGUGUAGUCUACACCGACCACCAAAGACUGGAAUUAGAGAAAGAAUUCUAUUACAGUCGUUACAUCACCAUUCGGCGAAAAAGUGAACUAGCUGCUAUGUUAGGCCUAUCAGAGCGACAAGUGAAAAUAUGGUUUCAAAACCGUAGGGCCAAAGAAAGAAAACAAGCAAGGAAGCGGGAAGAUAUCUUACAGAAAGAAAAGGAACAUAGUAUUAACUCUGCUCCAGAUUGUGUUAUAAACAAAUCCAUGUCUGCUGUGAUAAAUAUGAACUCGGGUCACUGUAUUUAAGAAUUUAUUCAAACAAUUUCUAACAACGAGACUCUUUGGAGUGUCUGUAAUUAUAUUCGACUUGAUUGCCAUUUCGAAUUUUACUCUUUUCUGUUCUAUUAAAGUUGAAGAGAUGCUUGUGUUACGAACAGCGAACAUGAUCCAACCACUAUGAAGCGAAAAAUCAUAAAAGCAUCACUCUAGCAAGUGCUUUUCUAUUUUAACAAAAAUAGAAAUAUAUUUUGUAGAAAUGGAGUGUCUAUAGACUGUCCAGUAGCAAUCUGUUGUAAUUCGACUUGAAUUUAUUAUGUGACUUAGCAUCACACGGGGAGAACUGUUUGGUCUGCAUACUGUUACGGAUUGCUAAAGAGACAAAAAUUGAUGUACAUAUUGGGGUGCAAUUUUGAUGACCUAAAUAAAUAUUUUGUUUUGUAAUUUUGGUUUUUUCGCUUAAACACUGAUAUUAUUUUAGGUUUUUGAACGUUUAAAGGUAGUAGUUAUUUAGCAAAAUCUAUUUUUCAGGAUGGUCGUACAUUUUCACUAAAAGUAAGGCGGCCUAGCUUAUUCAUGAUUUAUGUUUAACUAUAAACUAAUAAUCAACGGUUUAUCUCUUUUUACAAGCAUGUCUCAAAUCAGAUCAGAGCAAACUAUGAUUCAAUGUCUAGAGCUAAGCAUUUUAGUCGUAUGCAAAUACUUCACAAGGCAUGUCAAGUAAUACCAGAUGUAAAGCUUGAUUUUAUGUUAGAUUGCAUCUCAAUUCUACGUGACAGACAGCUGUUGGUUGAACUUAAGUAUUAUUGUUAGUAAACAAAUUUGUUUUGAUUGUUAAGCACAAAACUACAAAAUGGGCUAUCAGUACUGUGCCCACCUCGAGUACUGAAAACCGAAUUUUGGCUUUAUAAGCCCUCAGACCUAUCGCUGAGCCACCAGGGCGGCUGGUUUGUUUGUAAUUAAGCACAAAGCUACGCAACUGGCUAUCUGUGCUCUGCCCACCAUGGGUAUCGAAACCAGAAUUCUAUCGUUGUAAGUCCGCAAGCAUACCGCUGUGCCACUGGGGGGGGGGGGGCAGGGCGGUUAGUAAAUAAGAUCAAUGCAUAUAUCACUAACACCCGAGUGCCUCAGGAAUUAAAUCUGAAAACAAUUUAUUUUACGGAACCUUACGGUGCGCUUGGAAACACAUAGUAAUCUUAAUUUGUGUAAAAUUAUUUCAAAGUAAUUUAUGUAAAAUAUGUAUUUUUUAUACUUAGUCUGUUACGUCCUUUUUAUGAAAGGCCAAUGUAAAGGAUAUUUUGGAUCAUCAUACUUCUGAAUCAUCGGGUGAUUGUAUGUUGAAUGGACUUAUUAACCAAGUUCAAUGGACAGUUAUCUAUUUCUGUUGCAAACACCAACCUGUUUUGCAUUUUUGAAUUCCUCAUAAAAGAAAAUUUUUCAUUAAGUUUGAAGGCUUUCUUGAAUAGCUGUGAAGGUCGUUGAAACAAAUUUGUUAAAAUGUGCGUAAUGACCAGAAAGAAAAGGUAUAUUUGAGAUAUAAGAUGUAUUCAUCAGUUUCUUUGUGAACCAAGGUGUGAAGUAGGGCUAAUUUAGUCUCUGGUAUUUUGUUAUAAAUUUAAUAUUUCUGUUUUCAAGCAGUUCAGAAACUUGUUAACAUAUAAGAACAUUCAACGAAUACAUGAAUAUAAAACUAGGCUUUAUAUCGUACUGUAAAAUAUGUACUUUAGAAAACUAUUGGUUCGGUACCAAAAUAACUAGUACUUUCGAUACCAUUUAAAAAUCUGAUAUUUAUUGCUUUAUAAGUAAUAAAUGAUCCUAUUUUAAUGUAACUUUACGGUAAAUUGCACGAGAGUCAGCCUGGUAGUUUUCUGAACAUUUACAUUAGAGUUUUGCUAUUAUUGCAAACAAUGUCACAUUAUUUGAGCCAUAACGGGGUAUACUUAUAAAUAUACUAAGAACAUUGAUUUAAUUUUGGUCCCUAAAUGUACAGAAAAAAUAAACAAAAGCUAAGUACUACACAUUUGCAGAAAGGGUGGAUGUAUAGCAUCCCAUAAUCACGUGACACGUUUAAAACACCAAUCAUUCUUUAGGACUAUGUACACGAUUAGCGUAUGCCAGAGAUUUUGGAAUAAUUUGGUCAGCAAAAGAAAGGCUGUUGGAAAGAAAAUGAUCGGUUACUUUCGAUAUUGUCAGUUUAUUUUAACCUUCUUAUGUUCUCAUGUUAUUAUACUUGCACACUGAUACCAUACUGUAAAUCAACUGUGCAAUAUAUAUCAAAGUUUUUGGAUGUUAAAACAUUUAAUUUAUCCAAACCGGAAAGCGUAUGAGGUUAAAUCGUCCCGUUGGGAAGAAAGUAUUUUUAACUUAUUCACGUAAUAAAAUAAGGAUCCAAUUUAAAGUCGUACAUCAGUGUUUUAAGUCAUAAUUAUGAAUUAAGAACUUAUUAUUAACUACAUGUCUUAGUAGUUAGCCCAACACUGAUAUCACGAUAUAUUUAUUUGUUUAAUAUGAUUCUCUGAAACUAUUUUACCUUCUAGCAAGUUAUCAUAUUCAGUUGAACGAACACGGGUAUUUGCAAUACAAUAUUUAUAUUUUUAAAUAUUAGUUAAAACUUUCAUAGACCUAACACAAAGGAAUGGUUUUAUAACGGCUAUAUUUUCCCGUGAGAUGGUUGGUUGCUCAGGCUGAUAACAGAGCUAAAAUGGUUUAUGACUCUUAUUAUCUAGAGGCUUAGAUGUAUUGAAAAUUUCCACCCAUUUUGUCUUGGGCUAUUUGUUAUUCUAUCAGUUGUAAUUCAGACGCUGAUCAGUUUGUCAUGCUCUAGUUCUCGGUUUUUUUCUACAUUUUUUCUCUGCUGAUUCUAUUGCUACGCCUUAAGUUAAUAGCUUCGUAAACUCCCACCAAUUCAGUUUCUCGCGUAAGUAGGAACCGAAACGAAUUUGAAAUGUCGGCUGUUUCAAGCUAGUAGAUCUGAGAAGGGUCAGAGCGACGUGGUUUCGGAAGUUUGUCACCAACAAAAUAACAAAAAUAAAAUAGUGCGGUUUAAGACAAGUACGAAAACUCUAAUUCCUGAAUAUUAGACUGCUCGUUAUCCUCCUGACAUGUUGAAGUAUAUAGGUCAUGACAAAGUUCAAACGUAUGACAUUAGAAAUCACCAUUUUGUUUGAACCUGUACCCAACAUCUCGGUAGGAAUUUAAUUGAAUAGAAAAUAUUUCUAAGAUAUCUAGAUUAAUCAGCAGUGUACAUUUGUAUGUUGUAUUUUAUUGUCUUGUAAAUGUAAUCACAUUGUACAUGUACAAAACUCUCAGUGAUUUAUUUUCAAAAAUUUAUCUGAAAGUGGCUCCCUCCUUCGUUAAGUUUGAAAUACUUGAUCUCAGAUAGGAUAAAAUGUACAAAGAAAAGAAAUAGAAAUAAACAAAACUGAUUUUAUUUACGAGUCUUAACUCUUUAUUAUGGUUUUUUUUUGCCAAUCCUCAAAAUAAUUUGCUAAUGAAGACAAUGACUGUUGAGAGGAUGAAAAGUGUUUUAUUUACAUGAGUUGUACGUUUCUAAAUACACUCAUUCCACGAUCAUUUGCAAAGUCUGAAAACAUAGUGCAUUGGUAUAUGUCAGUACAAAUUAAGUAAACACUUAAUGAUAUUUGAGAACGUGAAGUUUAUAAAACAUUUAAGAGGAACAAGUGCUAAAAUAAACACAAACCAUGGCGUAACUUAAAUACAAUAACAACAUUAAUAUUAGUCUGAAUUUACAAUGACGCAAAUUAAAGUAUUAGUGAUGUUCUAUUAAGUGUUAACAUUUUCAAAAUAAGCUUUCACUGGUAUUUUUCAUGUUAAAAGACGUGCUGGUGAAAAUGAAAAGCACUGGAAAAUAUACGCAUUUAUUCACAGGUGUAUAUUAUAAUUAAUUUAUAAUACAUGUGUGCAACUGUAAUACUUUCCUAGUAAGUUAUAUACAUGUGUAUUUAACGACAAAAAAUUGAAAUCUUUGUAAGAAAACCUGGUUUUAUUUUCUGUAAAAGUUGAAUUUGCUGUAUAUUUGAACAAACAUAAUCGCACAGAAUGACAUGUGAUUAUUGUGUAAUGACUGUAUCAGGAAAUAAAUAAAUUCAUGGACCUGAAUGUGUAAAAAAAUGUGUUUGAGACUAAGUAUUUCACAAAGCAAUAUCGGUUAGGAAUCUUGGCAAUGCUUAAUAUACCAUCUAAAGUCCAGAACAAAGUUCGCUUGGCUUUUUCAACCAAGUAUUAGAUAUCGUAGUGCAUGAAUGUUAAAUAAGAAAACAA
Limulus polyphemus (Atlantic horseshoe crab) is the source of this 5778-nucleotide messenger RNA. RefSeq names its product homeobox protein pal-1-like. The record is from RefSeq and is a predicted model, not a curated record. Gene Ontology annotation, cellular component: nucleus. The transcript is spliced from 2 exons. NCBI's taxonomy places the organism in Eukaryota, Metazoa, Arthropoda, Merostomata, Xiphosura, Limulidae. Gene Ontology annotation, biological process: embryo development; anterior/posterior axis specification; regulation of transcription by RNA polymerase II. Gene Ontology annotation, molecular function: RNA polymerase II transcription regulatory region sequence-specific DNA binding; DNA-binding transcription factor activity, RNA polymerase II-specific. Bases 598 to 1527 code for a protein of 309 amino acids.